AUGAGUGAUAUUGCACAGUCUAUUAAUGAAGCAACCUCUUGCCGUCCAAUAUCACUCCUCCCAACAAUAGGCAAAGUCUUGGAGAAGCUCCUAACCCAAAGACUCACCUACCACCUAGAAAAGAACAACCAUAUAUGCAAUAGACAAUAUGAAUUCCGUGAAGGGAAAUCAGUGGACAUGGCCAUUGACAACUUAAUGAGGGAAAUCAAACUGGCAAAACAAAACAAGAACCACGUCCUCCUGCUCUCAAUUGAUAUCAAGGGUGCGUUCGACAACAUUCAACAUGCUGCAAUCGAAGAUUACCUAAAUAAUAGCAAUAGCCCUGCCAACUUGAUAGAAAUUUUCAAAGACAUACUUAAAAAUAGAAAAGUCGUCCUCAGCACAGCAGAAGGACCAGCAGAAAGAGAACAGAAACAAGGCUGCCCACAGGGAUCCUGCAGUGGCCCUGCUCUCUGGAACCUGGUAGCAAAUGAAAUCCUUCAGCAGGAUUGGCCACGCAACACCACCAUCCAGGCUUUUGCUGACGACUUUGCUAUAAUAACUCACGCCCCAACCAGGAAAGAAAUUGAGAACCAAACACACGCAGCAAUAGAAAAAUUCUCCAAAUGGGCAAAUAAAAACAAGUUGGAAAUAGCCAUUAAUAAAACCAAUUAUAUCUUCCUCAGUAAAAUAGUAAGAGGCCCAUCAAUAAAAUGGAACGGCACAGCGAUCAAAAGAAAAAAAUCAAUAAAAUACCUAGGAAUUCAAAUAGACGACAAACUCAAUUGGAACGCACACCUUCGAUAUCAAGCAACAAGAGCAGCUAUCCUCCACCAAAAUCUCCUAAAAAUAGCAGGGAAAUCCUGGGGAAUUAAGCAGGCACAAAGAAAAACCCUCUACUCAACUGUAAUAGAAAGAGUACUUGUACACGGCGCAGCCAUCUGGUGCCAAGAUCCCACCGAGAGGAUGAAACGGAAACUUGCAGCCAUCCAACGACCGUUUCUACUAGCCAUAUCGGGAGCCUAUAGAACUACCUCAACAGCAGCCCUACAAAUAAUUUUGGGAAUCCCCCCUCUCCACCUCCAACUACAAAGAGAGGCAAAGGGCAUCUCGUUAUAUAGGCUCAAAACCCCGACCAACAACUGCGAUCUUCAAAUUAGCCAACUAGAAAUAGAUUGUAAGAUUUCAGGCUGGACUUCUCAUCCCUCGGUACACCUAGAAGAUCACCAGAUUUCACAUGACGACGGAGGCUUGAGAACGGACCCGAAUGGAAUUUACACAGAUGGAUCGAAGACGGACAAGGGAGUAGGAGCAGCGUACUGUGUCUUCAACAAUGGAGUAACUACAACAACUUGGGCAACAAAACUGGCCCACCACAAUACAGUAUUUCAAGCUGAGAUCCUGGCCCUAUACAAGGCCGCAGAAUUCCUGAAGUCCACAUCAGCAACAUCUACCAUCUACGUCGACAAUAGGGCCAGCAUCUUAGCAGCAAAAAAUCCAAAAUCCAAUAACAAAUGUGCCAGGAAAAUCUUUGCAAUACUCUCUACAAAUGCAAACAUAAAGAUAUCCUGGAUUAAAGCCCACGCUGGAUAUGCAGGUAAUGAGAAAGCGGAUAGACUUGCCAAACAAGCUGCUGAUUCAGACAGCCCUAUCCAGCCCGAACUAUACCCAAUUUCAUUCAUAAAGUCCAGUCUAAAACGAACCAUGUUGGAAAAGUGGCAAACGGAAUGGGACAAUGGCGAAACUGGAAGACUCAUCUACCAGCUUCUUCCAAAAGCCACUCAACAACUUACGCCCUGGAGAAGGGAAGAAAUUCUCUUCUUCACAGGCCAUGGCCCAUUUCCCACCUACUUAAAAAGGUUCAAUUUAGCAGACAAACCUUACUGCACCUGCGGCGAAGUGGGGUCACCACUCCACUACGCAACAGAAUGCAUUUUAACUACAUCUUAUCACCUAACGAAACCAUCAGCUAACCUUCAACAGGCCUGGUUCUCCAGGGUAGCAGAUAACUCUCUCACCCAUGACAUCCCUGCUCCAACCCAACCUAAAACCAACCAUUCCUGCUCUAACCCAGCCAAGUCAGCUCCUCACCAGUCUAACCGAAUUCAGCUCGCCAAUGCAACCCACUGCAGCCUAAAAAUCUUUAACCCAGCCAACUACAACUCAGCCAACAUCAGCUCCACAUCAUCAGCCCAAUCACCAUUACCUCCACAUCAUUAG
Molecule: messenger RNA, 2199 nt
Organism: Argiope bruennichi
Lineage: Eukaryota; Metazoa; Arthropoda; Arachnida; Araneae; Araneidae
Exons: 2
Coding region: 1-2199 (732 amino acids)
Molecular function (GO): nucleic acid binding; RNA-DNA hybrid ribonuclease activity
Source: RefSeq, a predicted model, not a curated record